CCAGUGGUGCCCUAUUUAGCCCUAUUUCAAAGAUGGCGCCACCGGGAGCGCCUUCCUCCUCGCCCUCCUCCUCCUCCUCCUCUUCCUCCUCCGCCUCCACUGCCACUGCUGGAUCGGGAUCGGGUUCGGCGACGGCGCCUACGCAAUCGCGCAUCCUCAAGUUCGUGCCGUGGCAGAGCUCCGUCACGGCUGAUUUCUGGCAUGGUCUUGCGAAUCUCAAGCUCGAUGUUCUUCGUCUCGACCGGCGGCCGCUCCAGAUCCAAGGAUUCUUCGCUCCGUGUAGCCAUCCCAGGAUUUCUAAGCCAUUGCAGCUGACCUACGAGUCGCUGUCGCUGGAGCUCGGCACGGAGAGUCCUGCGAGCGAUCGAAAUCGAUGCCCUGCGCCAGGAACACUAUACAAUACCAAUACGAGUGAUGAGUUCAAUUCCAUAGACAGGGAUGCUUUGAUGAACGAGGAGACUGCAAAGGUGUGGGACGAUAUCUGCUCGGGUCGGGCAGAGGAAGACUCCAACCUUCUAAAUCGGUUCUUCGUCAUCUGCUAUGCCGAUUUGAAGGAAUGGCGAUUCAAGUAUUGGUUUUCUUUCCCGGCAUUACAGUUUACUCAAGCUGUGAAGCACACCAUGUUCCAGCCGGCCUCGGAUUAUUUUACUGCUGAAGAGUCCUUGCGAGUUGUUUCGGCUUGUACGGCCUGGAGAACGUCUCCAUUGACAACAUGUCUCUCGUUUUUUCUCCUGCACCUUUCAUGUGAUGGUGUCACGGUUAGGCCUUUGAGUGACUGGGAAAAAUGCCAAGGAAGUGGAAAGAUUCUACUGGGCUUUUAUGAUCCUUCACAUUUGCCAACGAAUCCCGGAUGGCCUGUCAGGAAUUUGCUUGUUCUAGCCGCUGUCCGGUGGGGCUUAAAGAAUGUGGAUAUCUUGUGUUGGCGUGAGCUACAAGGACGAACUGACUUAAGACAUUGUUUUGUCACGUCAGCUACCUUUGAAGAAUUCGGUGAAAAUACGAACGCCGUGCCUAAAGCAGCUGGAUGGGAACCUUCUGCGCGAUCAGUUGAUCUUUCUUCCUUAAUGAAUCCUGAUAUGCUCGCGAAGUCAGCGGCUGACUUGAAUCUUAAGCUUAUGAAAUGGCGCAGUCUUCCGUCCUUAAAUCUCUUGCUACUGUCCAAGACGAAAUGUUUGCUUCUUGGUGCUGGUACACUUGGGUGUGAAGUUGCUUUGAGGCUUCUGGCUUGGGGUAUUCGCGACAUAACUUUUGUAGACUAUGGCAAAGUUGGAUACUCGAAUCCAUUGCGGCAACCUUUAUACCAGAUCAAAGAUUGUGGCCGUUCAAAAGUUGAAGCUGCUCAAGAAGCUCUAAAGACAAAAUGUGUCGAUGUGAGGGCGCAAGGGCAUCAAAUAUCAAUACCAAUGGCUGGACAUAGCGUGAGCGGGAAUCAGGUUGAAGAAACCUUUGAUAACUUCACUAAGCUGCAAACCUUGAUAGAGGAACAUGACGUUAUUUUCCUUUUAACCGAUACAAGGGAAAGUCGCUGGCUUCCAACUAUUUUGUGUGCAGCGGCUGAGCAAUCUAAGAUAGUUAUAAAUGCUGCACUUGGCUUCGACUCCUUCGUCGUCAUGCGGCAUGGAGAAGGACCUUUCAAUUCCACGCAAGACGGGCGACUUGGAUGCUAUUUCUGCACUGAUGUCGUAGCACCUACUGAUUCGACUGUCAACCGAACGCUCGAUCAGCAAUGCACAGUGAGUCGUCCUGCGCUAGCUCCUAUUGCCGGUGCGCUAGCUGUAGAGAUGGCGGUGGUUGUAAUGCACCAUCCACUUGGGCCAGCUGCUCCCGCUGAUCAAGCGGUUUCUGUGACGACGAGCAUCGACCAGCCCAUGGGAAUACUGCCCCACCAGAUUAGAGGCUUUCUCGCACACUACGCACAACUCGUCGUUUCCGGGAUCGCUUUCGAUGGCUGCACUGCUUGCUCGCCAAAGAUCGUCUCGGAGUUCAAAGCAAGAGGCUUCGCUUUUAUCCUAGAGGCCUUGAAUUCCCCAAACUAUCUGGAGGAUGUUGCUGGCCUGACUGACCUUUUGCACGCAACGAACUCAAUGUCCCUGGAUUGGGACGGUGAGGGGGACUCGGAUUUAGGUGUCCCUGACAUGGCCUAGCGCACGUUUCUUUUGCCAAAGUGGCUUUAUACAAGGUAAAAAGCUGGUAGUUGUGCGCACCGGUGCCUAGAAGAUAUUUUUUUUCCCACUUUUACAACCUCGUGUUUAUCCUGACAAGCGAGAUCGUCUAGAGGUAUUUCGUUCCUUUCAAUACAUUUUUUAUACGUC
Molecule: messenger RNA, 2312 nt
Organism: Selaginella moellendorffii
Lineage: Eukaryota; Viridiplantae; Streptophyta; Lycopodiopsida; Selaginellales; Selaginellaceae
Product: ubiquitin-like modifier-activating enzyme atg7
Exons: 14
Coding region: 33-2144 (703 amino acids)
Biological process (GO): cellular response to nitrogen starvation; piecemeal microautophagy of the nucleus; C-terminal protein lipidation
Cellular component (GO): cytoplasm; phagophore assembly site
Molecular function (GO): Atg12 activating enzyme activity; Atg8 activating enzyme activity
Source: RefSeq, a predicted model, not a curated record